CACAAUCACAGUGAGUGGAUCGUACAGAGCGCAUUUUGUUCCCACACCGAGACUAACUAACACUGAGUCAGAAUGGGAGUCGAGGUUGAGACGAUAACACCUGGAGACGGAAGCACCUUCCCCAAAAAGGGACAGACCUGUGUCGUGCACUAUGUCGGUUCCCUGACUGAUGGGCGGAAGUUUGACUCCUCUCGGGACCGAGGCAAACCAUUUAAAUUCAAGAUCGGAAAGCAGGAAGUGAUCCGUGGUUGGGAUGAAGGAGUGGCCCAGAUGAGUGUUGGCCAGCGUGCUAAGCUGACCUGCACACCAGACUUUGCCUACGGGAGCAAAGGCCAUCCCGGAAUUAUCCCUCCCAAUGCCACCCUCAUAUUUGAUGUGGAGCUUAUUGGCCUGGAAUAAAUUCUCUGCAGCUCUUCUCAGGUUUUUCCCUAUUCGUUGUUUCAGGGUCAACCUUUUUUUCGGGAACAUGGCCUCCUGCACGUGAUCCUUGAAAGGGGCUAGUGUUAAUAGCUACACCACUUAGCUUAGCUCUGUUAACCAUUUGUAUAUUUUGUUACAUUUUUAUUUCCUUUCAGUUCAAAAUAAUCAUUGGGAUGCUUUCACCCACUGAAUGCUUACUAUACCCCACACACACACCCUUUUCAUCCAGCCUUUUUUUUUUGUAUUUGAUUAAUUUCUGCAUUGCAAACUUUGUCACUGCAACAGGGCUUUUGCUGAGCUGGUAGUCUGUACUCUGGUGGGGAAAUUUAAAUAAUUAUGAAAUGAUAACCUACUUGAAAAUAAACAUUGUUUAUAAAAAGACA
This is a messenger RNA of Trichomycterus rosablanca, 803 nucleotides long. It is a transcript of the gene fkbp1aa, whose product is annotated as FKBP prolyl isomerase 1Aa. The transcript is spliced from 5 exons. Gene Ontology annotation, biological process: protein peptidyl-prolyl isomerization. NCBI's taxonomy places the organism in Eukaryota, Metazoa, Chordata, Actinopteri, Siluriformes, Trichomycteridae. Gene Ontology annotation, molecular function: peptidyl-prolyl cis-trans isomerase activity. The record is from RefSeq and is a predicted model, not a curated record. The coding region runs from base 73 to 399 and encodes 108 amino acids. Gene Ontology annotation, cellular component: cytoplasm; sarcoplasmic reticulum membrane.